CCAUAAUCGCCCCCGAACACCGAGCCCAGAAACCCAGAGAGGCAGUCACCACGGCGACAAUCACCGCUACAGGAUUAGUCAAAUGCAAUAAGCACAGGAAAACAAAAGCCAACCAAAGCUUCUGCCGCUGCUUCUUCCGAACAAUGUCUACCUCUACCCCCCUGGCGGUCCUUGAGUAAUCCAAGUUGGUACACACACAAAGAUCGUCCAUGCGCAGGCACUUGCCAUUGGAGACGGGACUCUCGCCGAAAAUUCUACGGAAUACUCAUACUUCUCGGUGGACAUGGCGCACUGGAGGACACAGGUCCAGAACAGGGACUGAUUUGUGAUCCCGUCUUUUCUGGAAACUAUUCCGCGGGCCGCGGGCUCUCCAGGUUGGGAAAUCAAGAGCGAUCCAGGACACACCCAGGACACCCAAGGAGAGGUCGAGUCGAGCGAGCGAGCGAUGCGAGCGAGAUGGGCAAGUAUUCCGUACGAGGGACAGUUCAACCCUGGGACCCAUGACUUGCGGCAGGAUACAACGCCACAUCAGCCCCGCGCCGACGAAAACAGCCCUCUCUUUUGCAGGGGCAGUCGUGCCCCUCCAUCCCUCUACGGCAUCCCCCAAGAGGAACUAGCGGGGAGGGGGAGGGGAGGACGCGAAGCAACCACAGUUUUCGUAUCCCAGAAUUGCAUUUCUUUUUGUCGUGUCAAUGUCAAUGCUCACGCUCCUGCUCACAGACAAGGGUCGGUCGUUCUAGGAGAUAGGUAAUCAUCGACAAUCUACUGUAUAUACUUGGCGGAGCAAUGUCUCUCCGUCCAACCCUGUUCUCG
Molecule: messenger RNA, 813 nt
Organism: Cladophialophora immunda
Lineage: Eukaryota; Fungi; Ascomycota; Eurotiomycetes; Chaetothyriales; Herpotrichiellaceae
Exons: 1
Coding region: 446-751 (101 amino acids)
Source: RefSeq, a predicted model, not a curated record